Messenger RNA from Amaranthus tricolor (Joseph's coat), 1030 nucleotides. RefSeq names its product transcription factor bHLH120-like. The record is from RefSeq and is a predicted model, not a curated record. NCBI's taxonomy places the organism in Eukaryota, Viridiplantae, Streptophyta, Magnoliopsida, Caryophyllales, Amaranthaceae. The transcript has 3 exons. Gene Ontology annotation, molecular function: DNA-binding transcription factor activity, RNA polymerase II-specific; RNA polymerase II transcription regulatory region sequence-specific DNA binding; protein dimerization activity. Bases 39 to 839 code for a protein of 266 amino acids. Gene Ontology annotation, cellular component: RNA polymerase II transcription regulator complex. Gene Ontology annotation, biological process: regulation of transcription by RNA polymerase II.
UCUUUUAAGUCCUUAAAUAUCUGUAUAUCUAAGAAAUAAUGUUUCCUUUCAAAAAUUCAGGCAAUUUGUCUUUUCAAAACCCUAAUUAUGUGGAGGAGGAAGAUAACAUGGUUGAAAAUCAAAUUAAUUGGGCUGAUAUUGGAUCUGAAGCAUUAGAAAGCAUGAAUACAAGUUUGAAUAAUAGAGGAAUAAGUAGAAGAGGAAGAGGAAGAGGACGAGGACGUGGACAAAGACAAGGCCGAGGUCAAAACUCAUGUUUUGAUCAUCCUAAUAAUGAGUCUGGUACUAGUAAUUAUUGUGAUGAUGAAGAACAGAAAAGGAAAUCAAUCCAUAGAGAAGUUGAGCGUCAAAGAAGGCAGGAAAUGUCUAAUCUUUAUUCUGCUCUUCGAUCUCAGAUUCCUGAUCAAUAUAUUCAGGGAAAGAGAUCUACAAGUGAUCAUGUAGCUGAAGCAGCAAAUUACAUAAAGGACUUGGAGAAGAAUAUAAAAGAGCUAAGUAUUAGGAGAGAUGAGCUAAAAGCAACACCUGAAUGGAGUAAUCAUCGUCCUACAUAUGAAGUUGGUGGAUCGUCUAGCAAUGCAAAACCACGUCCAGGAAGUGUUGUGAUUAAUCCAUGUUUAGGAGGGAUUGCUAUAAAUAUUGAUGUUGGCUAUGAAGACGAAACAUUCUCCCUUUCAAGUUCCCUGCAAGUGCUUUUUGAGGAAGGAUUAAGUGUUUCAAGUUGCACAUCAACCAAAAUCAAUGACAGGAUUGUUCAUGAUAUAAUUUGCGAGGUUAUGGACAUAACAAGCAUAAAUUUCACCCGGCUUCAGCAGAGAAUGAUUAAUCUUGUUUCCUAAGCAUAUUAUUAUUAGUCAUAUGCUAUUGUUUAAUUCCCAAUUUUUGUUUGAUUAUCAUGUAUUAUUUGCUUGAUGUUGUACUUUGUUGCUUUAUGCCUUAAAAGUACGUAUGGUCUCUUAAGAGUAUAUAUGGUGUCUCUAAGAGACUUGUUCGCAAACGGCAUCCCCUUUGGAGGUUCCAAAAACGUCCA